GCGGCCACUUCCUGUGUGAGGUCUGCGCCUUCAGCCGCUCCAGCUCGGCUGCUCCUCCGCCGGCUCCUGGCUCCGCACACCCGGGUGGAGGCGAAGCUUCCGUGGGCGGCGUGAGGCUCCGAGAGCCCGCAGUGCUGCGAGGAUCCCGGCGGGAGCAGCAGCAGCAGCAGCAGCCGUGGAUGCGGAUCAGACCAGCGGGUCGAGCCUGUCCUCCUCCCCGCCUCCCGGCUGCUCCGAGCGGCCCGGCUCCGGCAGACGCCGCGGACAGAGCCAGAGGGACCGGGGCUGAUGGCCUCCAUCACCGCUAUCACCUCCAUCACCUCCACCAGCAGCUGCCCCUGUGCCCGCUAGUCGGCUCCAGGCUCGUCCAGCAGGGGGGAGCUCGGGUUAGUGGUGGCCGUGGAUGGUGCCGAGGCUCCGGGCGAGUGGAUGAGCAGCCUCGGAGAUGGCUGUCCUCAAGCUGGCCGAGCAGCCUCCCCUCAUCCAGGCGAUCUUCAGUGGAGAUCCCGAGGAGAUCCGUAUGCUCAUAUACAAGUCUGAAGACAUCAAUGCUCUGGACACGGAGAAGCGCACGCCGCUGCACGCCGCGGCCUUCCUGGGCGAUGCCGAGAUCACCGAACUCCUCAUCCUCUCCGGGGCCCGGGUCAACGCCAAGGACAACAUGUGGCUCACCCCCCUGCAUCGCGCCGUGGCGUCCCGGAGCGAGGAGGCCGUGCGGGUUCUGAUCCGUCACUCUGCCGACGUGAACGCGCGGGACAAGAACUGGCAGACGCCGCUGCACGUCGCGGCGGCCAACAACGCCCUGCGCUGCGCCGAGGUCCUCAUCCCGAUGCUGAGCAGCGUGAACGUGUCGGACCGAGGCGGACGCACCGCCCUGCACCACGCCGCCCUCAACGGCCACACGGAGAUGGUGAAUCUUCUGCUCACAAAAGGAGCGAACAUUAACGCCUUCGACAAGAAGGACGGCCGGGCGCUGCACUGGGCUGCGUUCAUGGGUCACUUGGACGUAGUGUGUCUCCUGGUGAGUCAGGGUGCAGAGAUCAGCUGUAAGGACAAGCGGGGGUACGCACCACUGCACGCGGCGGCCUCCAGCGGACAGAUCGCGGUGGUCAAACAUCUGCUCAACCUGGCGGUGGAGAUAGACGAGUCCAACGCGUUUGGGAACACGGCGCUCCACGUGGCCUGUUUCAACGGUCAGGACGCCGUUGUCAGCGAGCUGAUCGACUACGGCGCCAACGUCAGCCAGCCCAACAACAAGGGCUUCACCCCGCUGCACUUCGCCGCCGCGUCCACACACGGCGCGCUCUGUCUGGAGUUCCUGGUCAACAACGGGGCCGAAGUCAACGUGCAGAGUCGCGAUGGCAAGAGUCCUCUUCACAUGACAGCGGUUCACGGACGCUUCACCCGCUCCCAGACCCUCAUCCAGAACGGCGGCGAGAUCGACAGCGUGGACAAGGACGGGAACACGCCGCUCCACAUUGCGGCCCGCUAUGGCCACGAGCUCCUCAUCAACACGCUCAUCACAAGCGGAGCAGACUGCACCAGGCGAGGAAUCCACGGCAUGUUUCCUCUGCACCUGGCUGCCCUGAACGCUCACGCUGACUGCUGCAGAAAGCUGCUGUCCUCAGGCUUCCAGAUAGACACCCCGGACAGCCUCGGGAGGACGUGCCUACAUGCCGCCGCCGCCGGAGGAAAUGUGGACUGCGUGAAGCUUCUCCUGAGCAGCGGGGGGGAACACAACAGGAGAGACAACUGUGGCAGGACGCCCCUCCAUUAUGCAGCCGCCAGCCGUCACUACCAAUGUCUGGAGACUCUGGUGGCUUGUGGCACCGCCAUCAACGCCACUGACCAGUGGGGGCGCUCGGCCUUGCACUAUGCAGCCGCCUCAGACCUGGAGAAGAGGCGCCGUGUUGCCCUGGAGCCCGAGAGCGAAGGAGUUCAAGCAGAGAGAGAGAAAGAGGCAGCGCUAUGUCUGGAGUUCCUGCUUCAGAGCGGCGCGACGGCCUCGCUCAAGGACAACCAGGGCUACAGUCCCGUCCACUACGCUGCGGCCUUCGGACAUCGCCACUGCCUGGAACUGCUGCUGGACAGAGAUGACGGUCACCAGGACGACCCCGAGUCUCCGAGCGCCCGGAGCCCUCUGCACCUCGCCGCGUACCACGGCCACGCUCAGGCUCUGGAGGUGCUGCUGCAGGGGGAGAGGGACGUGGACCAGGGGGACGAGUUGGGGAGGACGUCUCUGGCCCUGGCCGCCCUGAGGGGCCACACCGACUGCGUUCACACCCUCCUCAGCCAGGGGGCAUCGCCUCACUCCACCGAACAGCAGUACGGACGCACACCUGUGCACCUGGCAGUGAUGAACGGCCAUACGACGUGCGUGCGCCUCCUGCUGGACGAGUCGGAGGGUUCAGACCUUCUGGAUGCUGCGGACUCUCAGGGACAGACUCCUCUGAUGCUGGCGGUGGCAGGAGGCCACGUUGAUGCCGUGUCGCUGCUGCUGGAGAGGGAAGCCAGCGUCAACGGGGCGGAUAAUAACGGCCUGACUGCGCUGCAUCUCGGGCUGCUGUGCGGUCAGGAGGAGUGUGUCCAGUGUCUGCUGGAGCAGGAGGCCUCGGUUCUGGUGGGCGACUCCCGGGGUCGCACGGCCAUCCACCUGGCGGCCGCCCGAGGCCACGCGUCCUGGCUGAGCGAGUUGCUGAGCAUCGCCUGCUCCGAGCCGUCGUCUCUGCCGCCCCUGAGAGACAGCAGUGGCUACACGCCGCUGCACUGGGCCUGCUACUACGGUCACGAGGCAUGUGUGGAGGUUUUGCUGGAGCAGAAAGGCUGUCGCUGUAUUGACGGGAAUCCGUUCACGCCUCUACACUGUGCUGUGGUGGAUGAUCACGAGCCCUGCGCGUCGCUGCUGCUGGAGGCGAUGGGAUCAGACAUCGCUGGCUGCAAAGACGCCAAGGGAAGGACUCCUCUUCACGCCGCUGCGUUUGCAGGUCACAUCGACUGCAUCCAGCUACUCCUUUCCCACGAUGCACCUGUAGACACUGUAGACCAGUCGGGUUGCACUGCACUGAUGAUGGCAGCUGAAAAGGGUCGGGCCGAGGCUCUCGAGGUGCUGUUGACCAACGCCAACCUCAGUCUGACAGACAAAGAUGGCAACACGGCGCUGCACCUGGCUUGUAGUAAUGGAAAGGAAGAUUGCGUGUUGUUGAUCCUGCAGAAGCUGUCUGACACGCCGCUCAUUAACGCCACAAACGCAGCGCUGCAAACUCCUCUCCACCUGGCGGCUCGGAGCGGCCUGAAGAAGGCGGUGCAGGAGCUGCUGUCCCGCGGAGCCAACGUCCAGACGGUGGACGAGAACGGUCUGACGCCUGCUCUGGCUUGUGCUCCUAGCAGAGAGGUGGCUGACUGUCUGGCUCUCAUUCUGGCUACCAUGAUGCCUUUCUGCUCCCCUUGCAGCUCCGGGGCUCCCUCCCCAGGCUCCCUGCUGAGGCAGCUGCCCCACCAGGGGGGUAAAGGCUCGGCCCCUCGGGGGCCACGCAGUCCCAGGAACCCCUCGGGGCCCUCCAGCGAGGGAACCACUGAAAAUGACUCCGAGGACUCAGAAACCUUCUGAUCGCCCGCCCAAGCAGACUCUCCCAUUACCUCGAACUGCUCUCUCUCUCUUACACACACCAACAGACACACACACACACACCCGCCUCUUAGAGGGACGAGGUUUCCCUGCACGCUCCUUGAAGCAGAACAGAGGUUUGCAGUGACGGAGCCCCGAACGUUCAAUAUUAAAUAAAUGAGUGUUAUUUCCUCUUAAUUUUCAUAACAACGCCACCCCCCCCCACUGUCUGCUGAGACUUGGAUGCUUUUUAUUUCUCAGCCUGUGGAAAAAACAAAAACAUUAUAGGAAUGAAAACAGUGAGUUGCUUGGAUAAAAACUUUUAAUUUAACUUUUUAAUGUUAUUUAAAGGGAGGGUAAGCGAUUCUUUGUACCUAAACCAAAACAGUUUUCGUCGUAUUCAGUGAAAACCUGGAUGACGUUGUUGGGGUCAGGAGGGAGGAGCUGGCUCAGAUAGCAACAUGCGUUAUCACUUACCCUGCCUUUAAUGCCCUUGAGCAUAGUACGACAUUUAAAGAUAUUCAGCUUCAUGUGGGGAGAGAGAAACUAGCAAAAGUCUCAAGUAAAAACAGGAAAUAUUUAUUUUCAAUCAUUUAAUUAUUUAAAAAAAAAAAGCCACUAUGUGGUUUAUUAUAUUUUUAAUAACCAAAACUCAAUAAACGCCAGAAACAGUAAAAACGGAAAAAAAAUAGUAUGUUCCAGUUUUAUAACAGUUGUUGAACAAAUCAUGUCCGAUGUUCAGACCUUUUGGGGACAAAAACCUUGGAUGGGAAAUGUAAAAUGUUACAUAUAUGUUACAGCGUAUGAAAGGUCCUAAACUUCUGAGGGUUUUUCAGUCUUUGCAGCUUAAAAGUUACAUAAAAAUACACAGAAAAGAGUAUAAUGAUUUAUAAAAUUUUACAAUAUUAAUCCAGUUAUGAAAAUUAAUAUUUAAAUAACACCCGAUGAGUUUUUGAGAGUUUUUUUUUUUUACCUCAUAAAAGGUCUUUAAUGAGUUAAACAUUGAACCUUCGGGGCUCCAUGUGCUGCUGCAGCUUCUGCACCUCUGUGGACCACGGACCCCCACGGCCCCCCACAGACCCCACGGGCUCCCACGGACCCCCACGCUCCACAGAGAAGAAGAGCAGGACCUGGGCCCGGUCCGGUCCAGAAGCGCAUGUGUUCCUCUGCACCACGGUCCGUUCUUCCCACUCACGGGUGCUCAAAUCCAAACCGACCUCGGUACUCGGCGUCUGCGCGGCAACAGCGCCUCGCGCCUCCCGGACGCCAGUUUUCUUUCAAAAAGCCAUUUCUAACUGUUUGUAUAAAAUGAAGCAGACUAUUAAGAAAGAAAAGUGUAAUUUUAAACUUUUAAUGAUUUUUUUUUUUUUUGUUUUUUUUUUCUCUUUUCCCCCUCUUUUUUUUUUUUUUUAAUGCUCGUCCUUGAACCAAAUGUUUGGCGUCCAUGUGUAAGUAACAGACGUGCACUGAAGUGUCACGUCAACAGGUACUUUUUUUAAUAGUUUGGACAUCUGAAGCACAAGUUUGGAGUUUGCUGUUGGGCUCAAUGAAACCUGGCUGGAAUGUGAACUGUACAGCGUCGUAGUCUAGAUGUGGACCAGGCGCCGCCGCGCCGCCGGUACGUCUCAGCUCCCUCAACAGGGUCAGAUCAGAUCUUCAUAAUAACAGGACGACCUCAGACACUCCCAUUAAAUACGUUGUUUACAUUUGUGCCAUCACUUUACCUUCAAAAGGCCAAUUUAAUGGUGCAACUAGAGAUACAUUGAUUGAUUGAUUAAUUGAUUGAUAACUGAAGGUGACCUUUUCCCCCUGGUAAUUUGAUCACCAGGAAGCAUGUCCGAUGUUUUUUAUUGAAAGAAUCCAUUACAUCCAUUAUCCAGAGCUGCUUCCUCGUAUUAAAGUUUCUUUGGGGGGGGAAGGGUCGACGGAUCGGCACUUAUAGAUGAAUAACCACGACCACCAAGCUGUACCGAGGAUUUUAUAACCUUGUGUACAGAAAGGACCCUUUGCACAGGCGUCUCCGUCCCGCCAGCCGUCCUCUGGAAGUACGUCUGUACAGGCGCUCAUCGCCUCGUCGUCCACUGAGAUAAAUCGGUACUUGGAUGUUUAUGUCAAAACUACUUCAGUUUGUGUGUCACCUAAAUAUUUGGAGUCUUUUCAGAGGCUUCAAAUAGCAAUUUACAGUAUUUUUACAUAGUUCCAGUGCGCAGAUGGCCCGACGGAGGGUUUCUUUUAACGCCAGAAUGUUCCUUUAAACCAACACUGACUUAUUAUCUAACAAAGGAUAAGAACCUAAAAAAUAAUAUUAUUAGAUGUUGAUUUUUUCAAAAUAACAACAAAAACCAGCUUAAAGAAGAAGACAUUAGAGACUACAAAACUGUUCACAUUUAGUCUUGUAGGCUUUGAUCUACCAAACUAUUUCUGUAUUUAUGAGGAAAUAAUCAGCACAAACAGGCCAACAGGGUAUUUUCUCAAACACAUUCCUGCUCCGUCUACAGAGCUCCGUGUUGUCAGUUAACCAAAACCCCAUUAUCGUACAGAUAACCCAAAACGAGCGUGAUUUCGCAAAAAUGAUCGCAUGCCACAAAUGAAUCUUAUUCCAAAUUAGACUAAUAGUGAAUAAUAGUCAUGAACAAUACUCACUUUUUGAGAGGUAUUGCUUGUACAGAGGUCAAAAUGAUCGUACAAAUACGAUAAUGAUCGUAUAUCUGGCAACAGUGACAGAGGUGGAGCUCGUCCUCUGUCCCGCUGGGCUUUAAUCUCCGUCCUCUCCCGUCUGAGCAGAGACAUUCAAACUGCCUGGCUGGAUCUUGGAUCUCCAGGUGAGGGAUUUGGGAUGUACCUGGUAAGGAACGUGGUGUGUGUGCAGAACGUCCUGCUGGUCAUUCAUGUUAUACUUUUGCAGCCCAGGGUAGCGAAAUAAGUUCUCACUGGACAGGCGAACACCUUCCCCGCCUGGACGGCUUUAAAUGUCCAAUCACAGUGUCUCGAUUCUCCAAAAGACCAAAACCUCUCUUGUUUUUAGCUUAGCUCUUUGUGCUAUUUAUCGUAUCUGACAUGAUGGUACAGAAACUGCCAGCACUUAAAUGUAAAGGAACACAGGGCCUUGACCACUGUCCUCCCCCCUUCGUCUGCCUACCAACGAUGUGCCAUCGUCUCUAACGUGUCCAGUGCCUUGAUGUUGACUCUUGGUUUCUUUUAUAACAUUUACUGUGUUGGUUCAGUUUUUUUUUAUUUUUUUUUAUUUGUUCUUUAUAGGGUCAGUUCACCAAAAACUAAAACAAAAUAACAGGCGGGUUUGUCCAUGUUUUGAGAAAUUCAAAUAAGAAAGGAGGAUUUUUGCCCUCUGCCUUUGCCUUGAUACAUGAAUGAGAUUCCUGUCGAUGCUGCUGAGAGGAAAAUGAAGUUUCCCUCAACUGAAGUUGGUGAACAAAAACUAGUAAAAACUAGUUUCUGCAAGAUAUUCUUACACUUCAGCUGUCUUCAGUAAAUAGGCUCUUAAACAAGAUGUAUUGCUCCUUCAUUUUAGAAAUGCAGUACAACUGUGUUUUGAUUGUUAAUAAUAAACAGAAUAUUAUAGUUUUGGGAUCAGAGAAAAAAGAUCUAUUUGAAUUGUUGAACUUGGCUUUUUUAAUUGUUUUUAUUAGCAUUUACUUGUUGAAGCUGGUUUGUGUUUCUAGGUUGAACCAACAUGCGUCCGCUGUAGCGGGGAACCUGACCCCGUUAUCUCCUUUUAAACCUGCUUCUGAACUGUCGCCAUCUGUCCGUUAAUUUAUAUGGUGUCAUUUCUGAUGUAGAUCUGAAAACCUUUCCUUCAUGUGUUUUUCUGAACAUUUCUGAAGUUUCCAGUCACGUGGUGGAUUUGGAACAGAAAAGUUUAUGCUGUGUUUGCAAAGUGCAAAUAACAGCCAGGUUUUUUUAGUUGUUAAGUAAAGUUGUGCCAGCUGCAAGUGUGGAGGGGAGCUGGAGAAUACGUUUAUUUCCCAAUAGUUGAGCAACGUUAGCAUCCAGCCAACCAUCCCUAAAGACCUCUAGUUCUUUGCGUUGAACACCAGGGGGCGUGUUUUCAUGCGGAUUGAUUGCGGGAAGUGGAAAAGUUGUGUUCAGUCGGCUCGUGCGCACAAGUCCGUUAGCAGAUUAAUUCUGGCGGGAACCGCUAAUCGGUCCUCGUGAAAGUCUUUUACAUGAUGUUCUUUACUGUGUUGGAAAAGUUCAACCCGUACGGUGGAAUUUGGAGACGGCUUACAUGUGUGGACGGUUGGAAACCAGAAAACACAUUUUGUUUGUUUGUUUUCUCCCUGGCAGCAACGAGAUGGCAAUAGCAUUUUUAGCAAUAGCGUCGCGCAAAACCAAAGAAGUGUACAAUCCGUAUUUCACACGGAUGGACGGAGGGCGAGUGAAAGUUGAAUAGGUAUUGGGUCACCUUGAGCCGCAACAAGUGGCUAGUCAGCUUGGUAGCAUCGGGUUCUACGUAUUUUCUGCUUCUAAUUCUUUGUCAAUUCUUUGAAGAUAGAUUGCAGCACUGAGGAUCUCCAACACUUACAUUCUGGUUCCUCUGCUGCUUUGACAUGUCUGAGCUACAUAAAGGAGGAAAACACAAGGAAACUUUGUGCUGUGAGCUACAUCGCUGCAGGAAGGAUCCUGCAGUGCCACCUAGUGUUUGGUGGUGUAAUUACAGAGCGACACCAACGACUUUUAAACACCAGCAUGGAUGUAGUAGGUGCUGUACGCUGCUUCUUCAUAGAACCAUAAAUCACGCUCAGUGAAGAAAAGGUUUACUCGUAUGAACACGUUUUAACUGAAACUUAAAUUACAGAUAUCUCUAAACUCGGACAAACCGAUCCAAAACCAUCACGACUUGACGGCAUCAAAAGUAAUUUGUUUUUGUGUGAACUUCUCCUUUAAUCAUGUUGAACCUAAUGUGAGAUGUUAUUAAUAUUGUGUUGAAUAAUUUUGGAAAUACUUUUUUUUUUUUUCUCUCCUUGCAGGUUGGAGAUUUUCUUUUGUCUUAAUUUAUUGUCGACAAAUCUCAAGACAAGAGCAGUCGAAUGUUGAUUAAACUUCCCCCCAAAUGAAAACGCAUCGACAAUGUGACAUCAGUUAGACAACAGAACAUCUCCAUCCUGAGUGGUGACGUGUGUGUGAGUGUGUUUAGCUUUAGGUACUGAUGUGAAAACAACAGCUUUGUUCACAUAAAGCUUUGUAUGAGACUUUCCACGAGACAAUGACAUGAGGUUGGGUUCAAAUGUGGAUAUUGAUAAGAUGCUUAACUGAAACCCUGUCGGCUGCCUGAACAGCACACAAACAUUAGCAAGCACAGUAUUAUUAUUAUUAUUAUUAUUGUUGUUGUUGUUCUACCAGAACGUGAGCCUCAGCAGUCCCGACAAUCGUCACGUGUCUCAUGAUUUUCAUACCAGUUCCUGAUGCAGUACGACGUGCUGAGGACCAUUUGUCUGCUACCCUUCGUUUUAUAGAAGCUGUUCAAAUAAAACAAAAAGAUCUGUUUG
Messenger RNA from Cololabis saira (Pacific saury), 9111 nucleotides. RefSeq names its product ankyrin repeat domain 44 (gene ankrd44). The record is from RefSeq and is a predicted model, not a curated record. Gene Ontology annotation, molecular function: protein binding. The transcript has 28 exons. Bases 446 to 3607 code for a protein of 1053 amino acids. NCBI's taxonomy places the organism in Eukaryota, Metazoa, Chordata, Actinopteri, Beloniformes, Belonidae.